This is a messenger RNA of Ruditapes philippinarum (Manila clam), 284 nucleotides long. Its product is annotated as ATP-binding cassette sub-family A member 2-like. The annotation marks the transcript as partial. Gene Ontology annotation, molecular function: ABC-type transporter activity; lipid carrier activity. The transcript is spliced from 2 exons. The record is from RefSeq and is a predicted model, not a curated record. Lineage: Eukaryota; Metazoa; Mollusca; Bivalvia; Venerida; Veneridae. Gene Ontology annotation, cellular component: membrane; intracellular membrane-bounded organelle. Gene Ontology annotation, biological process: transmembrane transport; lipid transport.
AUACAUACCAUACAUGUAUAUAGCCAUCAGAGAGGAUUUAACGCGGACCAGGAUACCAGCAUACAUUAAAACUAUUGCUGCAAUAUUUCCAACAUCAGCUCUGGGUGUAGGCGGGAAGUAUUUCCUGUUUUAUGAGUUAGAGGGAUCAGGUGUACAGUGGGAGAACCUACAUGUGUCACCACGGGAAUAUGAUAAUUUUAGUCUACAGAUUGUGUUGAUAAUGAUAGCAGUGGACACAGUUGUUUACUUUAUACUGGCCUGGUAUAUAGAGAAUGUACAUCCAG